AAAGAAGAGUAAAUAAAAUAAAAAUAUGUGAGCAGAGAACUGAAGUUAUGCUCCACCCAUCUGGAAAAUUUAAAACGACACAGCAGCAGCAGAUAUAAUGGAACUCUAAUCAGUUUCAGGAGUUGAUGAAGAAGACUUUCUGUGUCUCAAAAGAUGAAGCACUUUGGAGUGUUCCCUCUUGUCAUCAGCCUAUUGCUGGGGAGCCAAGGCAUCAAAGGCUACAGUAACAACGAACCCUGCCAGAAGUCUCGAUGCAAUAACUGCCACAACCAGUUCCUGCACAAGCAUGUGCGUCCGGGAACCCCAACCACGACGGACCGCAACGCGUGGGAGAAGUACCUGCGUGAAAAUAAUGACUGCAAAAGACCCACUCAGUCCUUCUUAAACCCGAACGACCGGGAGAGGGUGGACGCGGUCUGCUCCAGUUCUGGGGGAAAGACAUACAAAGGGAACCUGUGCAUCAGCCGAAGCCCGUUCAAAUUCCUAACAGUGAGAAGCGACCCUGGGACCUGCGGCGUGUCGAGUGUGAGGGAAGAAACCAAGCAUCUGAUCCUGGCUUGCGAGGCGCUAGAGAACAGGUGUGUGCCUGUGCAUUUCGAGGGAAACCGUGAGGGGAGCAAGCCCGACAAUAACGCCCCGGGAUGUGGCAGCACGCAUUCUAAAGACAGCACGCCGAGCGGCAAGGCCGUGAGCUGGAGAGAAUCAGGAAUGUGGCUGAUGGCUUUUUUGUUUCUCUCUUUCCUUUUCUGAACAGUGUACUGGGCCUUAAUUUUGGUGUGAAGCUAUGUUAUGUUGAUUCACUUGCAACAGUAACAAUGAAGCUGGAGUUCACAACAUGAAAAACUGAAUAUUUUGGCCAAUUGUAUAUUUAUUUUGUCUUAAUUAAUGCAUGCUUUCUGACAGUCUGAGAGAUGACUAUUACAGUCAAAUAGACUUUGGGAUUUGCAUUUCAGUACCUUGUAUUUCAUUUCAAGUGUUUUGUGCAAUUUUGUGUAUAUAUAUAUAUAGGCCUCUUUAUAUACAUUAUAUCAAUAAAGGAUGACAUUGAA
Molecule: messenger RNA, 1049 nt
Organism: Esox lucius (northern pike)
Lineage: Eukaryota; Metazoa; Chordata; Actinopteri; Esociformes; Esocidae
Product: angiogenin
Exons: 2
Coding region: 154-750 (198 amino acids)
Source: RefSeq, a predicted model, not a curated record